Astyanax mexicanus (Mexican tetra) is the source of this 1407-nucleotide messenger RNA. RefSeq names its product exosome component 6 (gene exosc6). NCBI's taxonomy places the organism in Eukaryota, Metazoa, Chordata, Actinopteri, Characiformes, Acestrorhamphidae. The transcript has a single exon. Gene Ontology annotation, biological process: rRNA catabolic process; U4 snRNA 3'-end processing; nuclear mRNA surveillance. Bases 256 to 1071 code for a protein of 271 amino acids. The record is from RefSeq and is a predicted model, not a curated record. Gene Ontology annotation, cellular component: cytoplasmic exosome (RNase complex); nucleolus; nuclear exosome (RNase complex).
UACAGAAAAUUUACGGAAAACAUUAUCCGGGAGGACGGGGGGAGAGAGGGGUAAAAUACGGUAGUUUUCCGGUCAAAACGGGAGAAUUGACCGGUAUCCCGGUGAGAUUACACCUCAGUCCAGCAGGUGGCGGUAAUGCGCUGAGAUUGCAGUCUGCCAAAAAACAAACCCAGAAGAAGAAGAGCGGUGUUGCGUGGGUUUGUUUGUAGUCGCGCACGCGGUGGAGGAGCGCGUGAGCCCCGUGUAAUAGCCAGAAUGCCGGUAGAUACGAAGCGCGUGCGCGGACCGGAGGAGUCUCAGUGCCCGCUGCUGUUUCUGCCCCCCGCCGCGCAGACCGCGGAGCCCCGGGAGCCGCGCGCGGGCCGCGGGAACGGAGAGGUGCGGCCGGUGUUCGCGCGCUGCGGUCUCGUGAGCCAGGCGAAGGGCUCGAGCUACCUGGAAGCGGGGAACACUAAGAUCCUGUGCUCGGUUUACGGGCCGCGCGAGCCGGAGCGGCGGGACGAGGCCGGGGUGCGGAGCGGCCGCCUGCUGUGCGACCUGCGGCUCGCGCCGUUCUCCUGCGGGAAGCGCGGCGCGUGGAUCCAGGGCAGCGGGGAGCGGGACCUGUCGCUCGCGCUCUCCGAGAGCCUGCACCCCGCCGUGUGCCUGCACCGGUACCCGCGCGCGCAGAUCGAGGUGAACGUGAUGGUUCUGGAGAAUGACGGCUCGGUUCUGGCGCACGCGGUGACCUGCGCCUCCAUGGCGCUCGCGGACGCCGGUAUCGAGAUGUACGACGUGGUCCUGGGCUCCGCGCUGCGGCAGGACGGCGGCGCGAGCCUGGUGGACCCGGACCUCGCGGAGGAGCGGGGCAACUGGCUCGCGGGCUACGAAGAGAACCGGGGCGGCGUGACGCUCGCGCUCCUGCCCAACCUGAACCAGGUGUCGGGACUGCACGCGGACGGGGAGCUGCGCGCGGACACGCUGAGCGCCGCCGUGCGCACGUGCAUGGAGAGCUGCCAUAAACUGUAUCCGGUGGUGCAGCAGGCCAUCCUGCGGGCCGUGAAGAGAAAAGCCCCGCCCCCUGAGAAAUAAUUCGUAUAUACCAUAAUAAACCUGUUUACACUGCAGGGUCGGAACCGGUUUAUGCAUCACAUGACUGGCGGCAGCAAUUCUUGUUGUUCACACUGUGAACCAAUAGAAAUGCUUCAAAUAACUUUAAAUAAAAUGUUUUUUUUUUUUUUUUUAAACAUUCCCUUCCACUGAAAGUUGUUUUGGAGAUACGAGUUUUCUGUGUGAGAAUAGUGAGGAUGCACCGAAUCAAAAAUAGUUUGAAUCAAAAAUGGUUUAUUAUGUUUGUAUUUUAUAUCACUAGAAAAUAGUUUUUACAUUUAUGUAAAAGCUGUGUAACAAUAAAAUACUUAAAAAAUA